This is a messenger RNA of Dioscorea cayenensis subsp. rotundata (Guinea yam), 1048 nucleotides long. RefSeq names its product pathogenesis-related genes transcriptional activator PTI6-like. Lineage: Eukaryota; Viridiplantae; Streptophyta; Magnoliopsida; Dioscoreales; Dioscoreaceae. The transcript has a single exon. Gene Ontology annotation, molecular function: DNA-binding transcription factor activity; DNA binding. Gene Ontology annotation, biological process: regulation of DNA-templated transcription. The coding region runs from base 183 to 1001 and encodes 272 amino acids. The record is from RefSeq and is a predicted model, not a curated record.
CUCUCGUUUACUCCCUCUCGUUUCUGGUUCUUUCUGGGGUUCAUCUCUCUUUUCUAAACCCUUAAAAGCUUAAAUCCUGACCGUCUGGAUUCCUCGGGAUAAGGACCCGGGUCGUGUUUGGGCCUUUUGAUGAAACCUCGGAUCGAUCUCAGCCGCACGAUCUCCAUCUCCAGCGUCGACCGAUGAAUCGGCGGGAUUGCGGUGGCGCCGGCGAGCCGGAAAAGAAGGUUGGGGAAUACGUGAUCUCGGCGAGAAGGAUGGCGGCGAGGAAAGCCCUAUCGAGAUCGGCAAACCCUAAGAUCGUACGGAUCUCUUUCGCUGACCCUGAUGCGACGGAGGAGUCUUCGAGUGAGGAUGAUGAGGAGGAGAAGGAGGUGAGGAGAGAGAGGAGGAGAUUUGUGCAUGAGAUCGGGAUUGAGGUGGCGGAGGAGCCGCCGAGGAGGCGGAGGCCAGUGACGAAGCGGGAGGCGGGGAGGGUGGUGGAGCCGGUGGAGAGGAAGAGGUUCAGAGGGGUGAGACGGCGGCCGUGGGGGAGGUGGGCGGCGGAGAUCCGGGAUCCGACGCAGCGGAAAAGGGUUUGGUUGGGGACGUUUGACACCGCGGAGGAGGCUGCCUUCGUCUACGACAGCGCUGCCGUGAGGUUGAAGGGGGAUAAGGCCGUGACCAACUUCCCGACCUCGAAGGCGUCGGCGACGGCAGCGGUGACGGCGGAGGUGUCGGUGACGGCAACGGCGACGGGGACGGUGGAGAGUGGAGAGGAGGUGAGCAAGGAUGAUGGGUCAGCGGCGUUUCCGUCGCCGACGUCAGUGCUGCGUUACGGUGUGGAGGAGACGCCGUUUGAUUGCUUGGUUUACGGUGACGUGGACGCGUUUGGGUUGAGUGUGGAGGAAACGCCGUUAAAUCUAACGGAGUUCGGGUGGCCAGAAACACAGUGCUGGGGCGAGGUCGAGUUCGGUGAGUUCGACGCGGCCGAUUUUUCUCUUGAGGUCGUAACGUUUUAGAGAGAGGGUGAGAAAAGACAUAAAACACCUUCGCUAAGUUCUGGGUU